Molecule: messenger RNA, 653 nt
Organism: Papilio polytes (common Mormon)
Lineage: Eukaryota; Metazoa; Arthropoda; Insecta; Lepidoptera; Papilionidae
Exons: 4
Coding region: 186-653 (155 amino acids)
Source: RefSeq, a predicted model, not a curated record
UGCUAGACGUCCAGUUUGCAUAUGACACAAUUGACCUGCAAAAGGUCCGGUUAAAGCACCUUCCCAACUUGCAUGUGUUACACGGAAUCACACUUAAGGAUAUACAGAAAAACAAACGUUUUUAACUAUAGUUACUGUGCAGUGGUGUUAGCGGUUUUAUUUAGUUUAUACUCUGUUAAUAAAACAUGGGAUACAAAUUGAUAAUUUUGUUAGGUUUAUCGCUUGGAGUUUUGUAUUGCAUUCACAUACUCGUUCAAGAUUACCAAGCGGUUACUGCUUCCAAACUUCUUCGAUUUCUAUUUAAAAGGGAUAUCAGUUCGCAUAAUUAUACGAGACCAAGCGUAAGGUGGAGAAAAAUUUUAAUGUAUGAUAGAAUACAAUGCGCUCGGUUCCUCUAUUGUACGCUGGGAGCGGCGACGGCGGCUGCGGGGCCGGACGGGGAAAUACGCAGAGGUCUCAUAUUAAUGCUCAGCUUGGACCCACGGGAUGAAGACAAAGAUUCUUUGGAAGUAUUCGAGACUGCGUACGAGUUUGGUCGAAAAGCUCACGAUGAAAUAAAUUGCAGAAAAAUGUUCCCAAUGUGUCCUUUCAAAAGUUCAUUUCUACUCGAUAUUAUUAAAUAUCUACUUGGCCGUAACUAUAAUAUAAUGUAA